ACACGGUCGUUUGAUUUAUGAUAUUACUAGACUAUGUGUAAUUGUCAAAAGCAUCUUAAGGACAUGAGUUAUUUGCUAAUAUUCAUAAAUGCUAUCGUUGUAGCUUUGAUGGCUAUGUACGUGUAUGAAAAUGAAAGAAAAAUGGAGAAAAUGUCGACUAAGCAAGAUCUAACAGAAAAGGAGAUCGGUGAAUUAAAGACAGAAGCUAAGAGGAAAGAGGACCAAAUCAAUGAGUUUUUAUCAAAAGCAGAGACAGAAAAACUAACCCAAAUUGAAAAUCAACAGAUCGAAGGAACAAAAAAACUAACUGAAAUAGAAAAUCAACAAAUCGCUGGGACAAGAAAACUUACUGAAAUAGAAAAUCUACUGAUCGCAGGUACAACAAAACUAACUGAAAUAGAAAAUCUACUGAUCGCAGGAGCCAAAAAAAAUACUGAAGUGGAAAAUAUACUUCUCCAGUCAAAUGAAAAAGGUCACAAUAUCAGCCCCGCGUUCCAUGCGUCUAUGGUGAGGCAUCCUUAUACCUUCUCAGAUCCAAAUGAGAUUCUAAGAUUUGAGCAUGUGUGGACAAAUAUUGGUGACGGUUAUCAUUCGGAUACGGGUGUGUUUGUUGUACCAAGAGAUGGACUCUACCAGAUAAUGGGUACACUUUGGUCUACUGAUGGGAAACAAUGUGCCGCGAAUCUCUAUAAGAAUGAUUCAAGGCUGAAUUAUGGUUAUGCUGGUGCAGAACACGCUCGGAGUAAUACUGUGCAUGCGCUUGUUAUAUUGAAGAAAGACGACAAAAUUUAUUUUAAAAACAGAGAGAGUACGAGCUUUCAAUGUCAUGGAAAUUACCACUCUGAAUUUUCUGGAUGGUUUGUUCAUAAAUAAUUUGAUUCAGUGAUUAAACAUUUCUCAUUUUCCUACAAAGAAAUG
This is a messenger RNA of Mytilus trossulus (common blue mussel), 918 nucleotides long. RefSeq lists its product as uncharacterized. Bases 34 to 873 code for a protein of 279 amino acids. The record is from RefSeq and is a predicted model, not a curated record. Gene Ontology annotation, molecular function: protein binding. The transcript has 3 exons. Lineage: Eukaryota; Metazoa; Mollusca; Bivalvia; Mytilida; Mytilidae.